ACUCAAUUGAAUCCUGAAACUUACCACCUACCUGUGCCAAACAAACAAAGCAAAAGACAGGCAAGGUAGUAGGGUAUGUAAGUAAUUGAGCUACGGUUCUAGUAUUCCAGCAUACUUACCUACCAACGACCAACCCACGAACACUGAAACGAGGUAUACUACGAGAAAAAAAUAUGGCCGUUCACACUGUCCGGCUCCGAAGAGCACUCAGCUCCGCAUCAGCGACCAAGAACCGCUCGAUACAAAUCACCCGCAACAUACUGCACCUGCAAGUGCUGGUUCACUUGUUCCGCGUCGCGAUUUCUCUCGCUCUGCUACCGCUCGACAAUACCAUUCUGCUCGGGGCGUACGCGGCACGAUGUCUUCCUGUCGGAUUACUAUCGGAUAGUAAGACGGGGACGCGACGACGGCAAGCGGCGCUGCGGGAUAAGUCAUUCCAACCGAAGACGGUGCUGGUGACGGGGAUUGAUACGCCGUAUGGACUGGCGGUUGCGCGGGGGUGGUAUUAUGAGGGGCAUCGGGUGGUUGGGGCGGAGGUGGUGGGGGAGGAGGGGGGAAGUGGGGUGCCGUGCGGGGAGAGUAUGUCGAGGGCGUUGGGGAAGUAUUAUCGGUUGACCAGGAAGGGGUAUGUGGUGCAGGUGUUGGAUGUGGUGGUCAAGGAGAAGGUGGAUGUGUGGGUGCCGUGUUGUGAGGGGAUGGAAGGGGAGGAGGGGGAUGCGGCGGCGAAGGGGGUGGUGGAGGCGCGGACAGAGUGCAAGUGUGUGACGUUGGAUCGGGGGAUGGUGGAGUUGAUUGCGGAUCGGGAGGCGUUUAUGAGGUUUUUGGUGGAGAAGGGGUUGCCGGUGGUGGAGAGACAUGAGGUGUUGUCGAGAGAUGCGGUGCAUAAGAUCUUGCAUCGGUCGCCGACGAAGGUGUGGAAUAUGCGGAGGGACGGGGAUCGGGAGGUGGUGUUGCCGAAGCGGACGCUCAGUUUGACGUAUUCGGAGGUCAGUGAGAUUCGCAUCUCCAGGGAGCGGCCGUGGACGUUGCAGCAGCAGACGAGGUUGGGGAGUUUCUUUGCGGAGAUGGUCGUGGUGGCGGGGCAUGUCAAGGCCUCGAAGAUCUAUCCUGCGGAUGAGCAGGGUGGUUGGGGCCAGUCACCGAUGGAUCGCGGGUUGGCGACGGCGAUUCAGGCGCUGAUGGAUCGGUUUGCGACGCAGGUUGGACCCCGGCUGACCGGCCACAUGCGACUGAAGUUGUUGGUCGAUGAGGAGAUGGCCGCGAGCUAUCUGCGAUAUGUGAUCCAUAUUGAUAGCUGUGUGCAUGGCGCAUCGGCUGUCAAGUAUCUCCUCCUGGAGGAGGCGCCGGGGUCGUUGGUGGCUGGGUAUCUCGGGGUGCUGACGCCGCAGACCAAUGGCGUGGCCGAGGUGAAUGUGACCGGGGAGAUGUCUUUGAAGGCGGACAUCUCCACGCCGCCGCGCAAGGGGUUCAGCCUGUAUCGGGCUGUGAAGAAGUGCAAUGUGAAGAGGAUGGUUCCGAUGUUCAAAGGGGUUGAUCGUGCUCUCUCCGAGGGGAGCAAGUUGCUGUUCUUCUGGAAGAACCAGAAAUUCUCACAGCUUGACCCGAUGCCAUGGUGGUGGCACGCUCAUAUCUACCAGCCGUUGAGGGAGUUGGAGAUGAUUGUGAAACCGAAGAGAGCAUGAGGCUUGU
Molecule: messenger RNA, 1689 nt
Organism: Aspergillus ibericus CBS 121593
Lineage: Eukaryota; Fungi; Ascomycota; Eurotiomycetes; Eurotiales; Aspergillaceae
Exons: 2
Coding region: 174-1682 (502 amino acids)
Source: RefSeq, a predicted model, not a curated record